AUGGUUGAUCUCACGGCCCAGAAUUCAAGUCUAGUAUUUGCAGGCAUUGGCUGCUUUGAAGUUGGGACGUUUAGCAUGGUUGUCGAUACCAGGCGCAAGACAGUGGACAGAGGUCGGCUCUUUCAGCACAAGAAGGUUCCUGCUGGCAACCAACGUCCGGCAGAGUGGAUGUUCACGGUCAAAGGGAUUCUCUUCACGCCCGAAGGAAGAGAUUCUCUGGAAGUUGUUGAUAUCUGCACUCUCAAUAUCCACGGUUUGCUUUACAGAGAUCGCGCGGGUCUGCGCGACACCUCGAUAUCAUUGAAAUUGGGCCGAGUUCAUAUACCAUACGACGACCUAUUGAGAUGCAAGGCUCAAACGGAGCGGUAUCGGAAAGAGGCUCAUCUGCAACAAAUGGAGACGCACAAUGGCGACAUCACCUUCACCGACGUAAUAGAAGAGCUGGAUAGGCCGGGAAGCCGGGAAGCAAAUAUAGUACAGACGGUCUCCGAUUCGAAGGAAUUUGUCAGCUCCAUCUUGCGAGGCAUUCAAGAGAUUCAGAUGGCGGUCAGCUUUGUGGGUAUGACGAAAGAGUUCCAUUCAAUGCAGCCAAAUGGAUCCCCUCUAUAUCUCAAUGUAGCCAUGAACGAAUUUGGCAUCGACAUGCAUCGCCUUGACCCUAAGAGCCCUGCGCAUCGAAUGUAUUUUUCAUCAAAGGAUAUUGCACAUCAAGCAUUGCUCGCUGCAAUCUCCAUCGCAGUGAGCCUCGACGACGGCAAUGAGAAACCGGAAAGAAUCCUGUACGUACCAAUGGCUACAACGACGGUCAAGACAACUCUGCCUUCGAAGACUGUGGCUUUCUCCGAAGACAAUAACGCAGCCGAGCGCAACGCAAAUAUCCUCUUUGCCAAUGUUGUAGUAACUUCGCCUUCGAUUGAUCUUGAUCCGAAACACAUGCCCUUGGUCCUUGCGCUCAUUCACAGCCUUAGGGAGGAACCCUCCGAAUCGCCAGCUACUCAUGGCCGAUCACAACGACUCCUAUCACGACUCUUGCCGAAGGCUAACAUCAAAUUCUCUGUUCACGAACCCGUGAUGAGAGUGGCGCUACCGCCAGCUGAUCCCAAGCUUAAAGGGUCUGAUGAAUACGACCUGAUCAUCCUGUCUGUCUCCUCGAUAUCGCUGGAUGUCGAGUCAUCGCAUUUCACGGCGGGCGAGUUGCACUACGCGCUUACGUCAAAUCUGCGUAUCGCCUCGAACCAACUGUACUACCACACAGCAUCUGGCGAACGCCAUGAAUUACUGGGUAUUGACGCUCUCGAGCUCAAAAUCCAACUAAACGCUUCGCCAGAAAUUUCCGUUGUUGCGACAGGCAAUAUUCAGACCUUUUCCGUCCAUAUGGUGCGAUCUGAAAUCAGUGCUGGCGUACGCCAAAUAUUUCAACAGCUAAGCACAGACCGCGACGCUCAAACAAGAUCGACCAAUACUCCUUCAAUGGGUCCCGAAUUCCUAAGGUCCUUGCCAUUUUGGCUUGUCCAAUUUUCUCUCCAGGGCUCCAAUUUCGGCGUCGAGGUGGCUGGUGUCGAUGCUGAGGUCUCGACGGAUACGCGUGGUGUCGCUCUUCAGCUUGAGUCUUGGACUGCCGAAUAUAAGAUCCAGAGGUCUUCACCUGAUGAAAGACCACCAUCUAGGCGUCACGGAAGCAUUAAGCCCACGAUCACGGACGAUCCUGUAAUCAAAGUAACGCCUCCGCCAAGUACGAGUGGGGUUUUGCCGAGUAGCACGGAUGGCAGACGGUUGGCAGUACAUGUUCGAGGUUUCGAGGGGUUUGUGGUUGAGGACAUUGACGUCGUCGAGACGGAGUCUUUCAUCUCUCUCCCUCGGUUCGAAGUUGCAUUCACUACAUUAAGCGAUGCCCAAGGACCUAUAUUUCACAUCAAUUCCCACACCAAGGCACUGUACCUGCAAUAUUCGUUGUAUCGCUAUUAUGCAAUUGGCGUGGCGACUGGAGUACUUCGAAAAGCAUUCGCUAGCGACAAGGAAGCCAGUCAUACACCGCCCGAUCUUACUUCCCCACAGGCGACGUCUGGAAGCUCUAUACCUCCACACAGCCCCAGUCGGAAGGCCGUUCAAGGACUCGUCACGGUCGACGUUAGAGCUGGACUGCUUCAGGUCAAAGCGACUAUGCCAUCAGAUCCUCCAAUGAUGCUCCAAAUAUACCGUAUGGAAGCUGGGCGACAUAGAUGGGCAAUGCCUUUCAUGAAAGCAGAGAUGGUGCGUCUUUAUGUCGAAGCCCCUCGGAUCAUUUCGGCCUGGGCAAGGAUUACUAGCAUCAGAAAUCUGCGAGUCGAUCUUCGAGAGAACCGCAGAAAGCGGGGAGGAGCAGUCAUUCAGGAAAAAUCCAUCGAUGUAGCUAUGGACUUCAUAAGGCUUGCGGUCCCACAUCAGCUUGUCCCACACAAAAUCUUCGAUAAUUUUGCAAACGCUUUGAAAGCGAGUGAACAAUUACACCAUCGCUUCAAGACAGGAAGUGACGAGUAUGUUCUCAAGAAAAGACCAGAACAACCAAAACAGGUGCCGAGAAUAUCCAUUCGAAGCAAAGCAUUACUUUUUGAUGUUGAAGAUGGAGCGUUUGACUGGAAGCUCGGGACGAUCUAUCGCACUGGUUUGAUAGAGCAAAAGCAGCGCCUUGCCCGCGAAGAGGCCUUUCUCGCCAAAGUCAACAAUUUGGAAAACCAUCAUCACAAUCGAGCCUCGUCACGUUACCGUCCACAGCGUCAUCCGUCGCAAGAGCGCGGCAGGGGCAAGCAUUCUCCCCCGCAAGAAGCUCGACGGCGGAGCCGAAGCGUGAAGUCACGUUCUCGCCAUCGUUCGGCCUCUCCUCCAUCUACUCAAUCACGUCGAAUGCGAUAUGAUCGCGAUGGAAGAUGUACACUUACGAAGGACGCCAAAAUUUCAGCCAAGGAAGCGGAGUACAAACUCCAGAAACACAACUCUGAAAGUUGGAAAAACCGUAUUGAUGUUGCGUAUCAUAUCCAGAACGCUGGAAUGCGAAGGAUCCGAGGUAUAUUCUUCGGCAACCACGACAUCCCUGAAAACGACGAGGAGGCUGAAAGCAUACUUGCCAUGCCAGAACGGCCAGGUCUGAUGUCCACACUGAUCAGUGAUCUGCAUAUCGUUGUUGACAAGCCUUCGUUUCCAAUCAAGGAUUAUCCGCAAUUCCUUCACAGAGUCGGCAAAGGGAUGCCCUACGAUAUGGAGUACUGCUUGCUAAUUCCGCUCAAUGUCCAGAUCGAUAUGGGUGAAGCUCGUGUCACUCUACGGGAUUAUCCUCUACCAUUACUUCAUGUACCUGCUAUUAGGCCAGGACAAUCACCACGAUUGCCCAGUUGGUCGUUGAAGACGGAUUUUGUUAUUGCCGAGGAAUACCGGGGUGCUGUGUCUACAAAGCAAGUCAAAGUCGAAGUCAUUCCACCCAGAAAAUUUUCAGGGUCGGAAUCCGGCAGCGGGUUUGCAAUUAAUGUUCGCAGAACAGUUUCUCCUGUCAAAACGUACUCGGAUGUGGCUAUUGCAAUCAACACGAGCGCCCCCACGAGCAUUACCUGGGGAGCAUCAUACCAGCCGGCUAUACAGGAUAUGAUGAUGGUAAUAGAGGGUUUCACCAAACCACAAGUAGAUCCCUCCGACCGGACAGGCUUUUGGGAUAAGAUCCGUCUCAGCGCGCAUUCCCGGGUCAAUGUUGCCUGGAAGGGUGACGGGGAUGUUCGCCUACAAUUGAAAGGUACUCGGGAUCCGUACCGGGUCACUGGUAACGGUGCAGGUUUCGUCAUGUGCUGGCGCAACAAUGUACGCUGGUCCAUUCAUAAGGACGAUGAUCCUAAAAGGUUCAUGACUGUCGACAGCGAUGACUAUGUUUUGGCAAUCCCGGAUUAUAGUCAUCAAGCUCGAGAAACAAGUUAUACAUUCGGUAGAGAAGGGCCAAAAACAUCAAGCACGUCGAGCACAAGCAGUACAAGGAACACUACAAUGUUCAAAAAGGUUGUUAUGAAGCUCUCGGGCAACGUACGCUGGCUUGCGGGUCUGGUUUUCGAAAGAGACCUGGCUCAAGGAGGUCGAUCCUUCGACUUCACACCGCAUUACAACGUUACGUUGAGGACCCCUCAACAUGCAAAAGCUCUGCCGGGACAGGUCUACGAUGCUUUUAAAGGCUUUCGAAGUAAUCACAUCCAUCUAUCUAUUGCAGUGGUUGCUCCCCUCAAUCGCGACUGGACGACCAAGAACAUCAAACCAUCCAUGAGCUACAACGCAGUACAUAUGAGCCCUCGCUUUUUCACACACUUCUUUGAUUGGUGGUCGAUGUUCUCUGGAGUCAUGGCUUUGCCCAUUCGGCAAGGUAAGCUCUUUCCAGGAAUCGAGAAAACGAGCAAGAAGUUCGGACGCCACCUUGCGACGAUCAAGUACAACCUUCUGCUUUCACCACUCUUCAUCGCUCAUAUCUACAAACACAAGGAUGUCGAAGAUUAUUCCGAGGCACUUGUUUCCGCCACCGGUCUAAAGCUUAGACUCGACAGCUUUAUGUUGGAUCUACACCAAAGGCGAGAGGAGUGGGCAGCUCAGGGCAGAGGUAAAGCUAAGCAGAUGAAAGCAACCGGCAUGAGAAUCAACCAAGCUCAGCUGGACUUUAUCUCCGCUGACAUUCGGGCUGUAUCUGCCAGCAUUGCCGGCACGACCACGGACGACUUGAAACGAGCCACACCGGAAGACCUAGCAGCUUACCAGCAGUCAACAGCUUCAGCUGACAUAUCUCGCUUUACCAUUCCGGACAAUGACUUUUUCUGGAUUGACAUGGAUGACUUCGUCGAAAUCGAUUGGAUCUUGCCGGCCGAGACGAAUCCAGAGACAAAGAUCUUGCCUUUAGCUUUUGCGCCACGCUUUACUUAUUUCCGACAGACUGAUACUCAGACUUCCAAGUCUGCAGAUGGCGACAGCGCAAGUCCCUUCGGUGACGAACCCACCCAUUUUUGUGUCAUGUCUCAGGAUAACGACCCUCGCAAAGUACAGUGUCAGCUGAUUGAAGAGCGCCUUGUACAACUCGAUGAACAAUUGGAAAUGCAUGAGAGAACGUUAGGCGAGCAAGAGCUUCGUGUUGUCCGGGAUUCAUAUCGAGAUUCGAGUCUAAAAGAGCGCUACGAAAUGCUCAGCGACCAGGGUAGGAAACUCAAAGGCAAAAAGGAUUCCCUACAGAAAACGCUCGCACGGCUGAACCGUGCCAUCGAUGAAGGCAGGCCCUGGAUCUCAGCAGCUGGUGACACUGCUGGCCUAGACCUAGCAGGUGAGGGGUCAGAAGAUGAAGCGGAUACUGAAGCCGAGGGAAUUGAAGCCACACCUCAUUCAGGACCUACCAGUGACUUCAAUAACCGCUUCAUCAUACACAAUGCGCAGCUGAAAUGGAACAACUCGCUUCGGAACAUCAUUCUCCGCUACGUACACCAAGUCAGUCAACGGCGAGGGUUCAUUUACUACAUGUCACAGAAAGCCGUCAAGUUCAUCUUAGACAUUGUCAGAGAGCAGCAUAAGAAUAAGAGAAAACAUACACAACAAAACGAUUCUGACUCGACAGAUUCAGAAGCCUUUGCAGCCGUCUCGACGGAAGAAGAAAAGAGUGCUGGCUCCAGCGUCGAAGACCUCAUCCAAGAUCUGCUCAGCGAUAGCAAUAAAACCGUCGACGCUGAUGAUCCUAAGCAAACAGCAGAGCCGCAAAAUUCAAACACGGAUAACCUCGGGAAGGAUAUUUCAGAAGAAUACAUACCGCAAAACACUUAUCAUGUUCGCUUGAUCGCACCACAAUUCCAAUUGCAGAGCGAGAAGAACUCCAAAUCCGUGCUAUUAGUCACAGCCAAAAGCAUGCAAUUAAAAGUGGUCCAAAUCAUGGACAAGGAUCGCAUAGCGGAUGAUGUCAGUGGGCUCGUGCAGCGCAGAUUUUCUGUGGAUAUGGAUAGUGUACAGUUCUUUGUCACGACCCAAAAGGUCUUGUCCCAGUUUCUUCAUAUAUACUCUGGCAAUCGCUACGGUACCCCCAAAGGCUCUGCGUGGCCACCCUGGGUAGCGUUCGAGACCAAUUUCGAUUUCGAAUACGACCCCUUCGGAUGGUCGCGAGUAGUGCAGAGAACCUCUGCGAGUCUUCGCUACGACAAGUACAAUACCCUUCGACUGAAGUACAACGACGAGGUUAGCAGUGGGAAAAUGGGACAGAAAAACAAGCCAGAGAACAUGGAAAGCCGCAUCGACCACUUGUGGGUUGACUUCCCACACAUUCGGGCAAUCUGCGACUCUGUCGAAUAUUUCACAAUGUAUGUGAUAGUGUUUGAUCUAUUGCUAUACAACGAGCCGUUGGAAAAGGUCCGCAGUGAAAAGCUUGAAAGGAUCAUGUUGGCCUCUGACUUUAGUGAUCUCAGCGGUGCGCCCAAAAUGGUGUCUAGUCUUCAAGCUCGAAUACGCCAAUUGGAGGAGAUCAAAACACAAUUUCAGAUUAACGCGAAGUACCUUGACAAACAAGGUUGGGAAGACCGUAUGGCUAUCGAGCACGAUUUAGCGAGCUGCGAGGACGAGCUCUUCUUCAUGAUGAAGGCCAUUACCACAUCGCAACGCAAAUUUGACGAUCGUACUCAGGCCUCACAGACAACUGGGCUGCUGCGUUGGUACCUUUCCGCUUCAGAAAUUGUCUGGCAUUUGAUGAGAGAAAAGGACGUCCCUUUAAUGGAGAUUCAACUAAACAAAGCGGCCUACGACAGGACGGACAAUAGCGAUGGUUCCAACCACAAUUCGAUGCAGAUCGAGCGUAUACAUGGACUCAAUCUCUUGCCCGGUGCUCUAUACCCUGAGAUGCUGGGUCCAUAUUUGGAAAGUGGUAGGAAAUUUGUCCAUGGUCAAGAUCCCAAGAUGCUCAAGGUCAAUUGGCACAGCCUUGAGCCCAUUGCUGGCAUACCGGUCUUAGAUCAAUUCGAGGUAGACCUUUUCCCACUGAAAGUUCAGCUUGAGAGAGAAGUGGGUCAGAAACUUUUUGAAUAUAUCUUUCCGGGAUUGGAUAAGAAUGGUAGUGACAAAUCGCCGUUUAUUGUCAAGCAUACGCUCCAUGCAGGGGAUGCGGAAGAGGACUCCGAUGCUGAGACCUUGUCCAGCAUCCCAGACACGCCGAGACUCGAAGUCAAUGGCUCCAAUGACGACCAACCAUCGACCAGAGCAGCAUCCCUAGACAUGAGACUCAGAGCUACCAGGGCGUUUCCACAGAAAGAGAGUCAUUCCAGUUCCUCUAGUAAGACCAACGGGGAAACCCACCAUUUCAAAUUAUUCCACCACUCGAACCACUCCAGUCGUUCGCAGAAUGCAUCAAGGCCAUCUCUAGUGCGUAAGAGUUCCAAGAAACCGUCACAAGAGUCUUUAGCAGUAAUGCGCCAAUCUAAGGAUGGGUCUUCGACAAAUUUAUCCGCGAUGAACGGCAACCCAGAGAAGCAUAAAAGAUUCACCCUCAAUCGUUCGACGAGCCAAGCUACUACAACAGACAAAACUAAACCUUCUGAUGAUCUCUCUCAAAUGCUGUCACGAGCUUCAAACUACAUGACUCUCGCGUACGUGAAGAUCCCUAGCGUUGUUCUUUGCCUCAGUUACAAGGGCAAAGGCGAACGAAACAUUGAAGACGUCCACAACUUCGUCUUCCGCAUGCCAGUCCUUGAGUAUCGAAAUAAGACCUGGUCAAACCUUGACCUCGCUUUACGACUCAAGAAAGAUGUUAUCAGGGCACUCAUCUCGCACACAGGCGCCAUCAUCGGCAACAAGCUCUCUCAUCAUCGGCCAGGCAAAAGCCAACAGGGCCGCCUCCGCGAGCUUGCAAACUCCUCAUCUAUGCUACCAAAUAGCAACACUCUCAAGAACAGCCUCUCGAGCGAGACAAGCAGUAUAAGGGAUCAAAGCCCCCAAGACGACACUGAUGACUCCUCCCGGGCAACCUUGACAUCCAAUCCGAGCAAUCAGUUGGCGAGAAAAGACUCGUUUACGCAGAGCUUACGGCAUUCCGCUCUCCACAAUGGACUGCAUGGUGAACCGCCCUCGAUACCAGAGUCCGAGGCUGAGGGUGAAGAUAAUGCACUGAACAAAAUGCGGCACACCCUGAUCCGGCGGUUCACCACAGACACUCACAAACUUCGACGUAAGGAUGCGGAUGGUGAGGACCCAGAUGAAAGCACACGCAAGAAAAGCGUGCAACUCCUGGGCAAGAGAAUCUUGGGAUCCUUGAACCAAUGA
Molecule: messenger RNA, 8274 nt
Organism: Letharia lupina
Lineage: Eukaryota; Fungi; Ascomycota; Lecanoromycetes; Lecanorales; Parmeliaceae
Exons: 4
Coding region: 1-8274 (2757 amino acids)
Source: RefSeq, a predicted model, not a curated record